AUGAAUUCUCAAGUGUUUAGUUUGAAAAUUAUUAUUAUGGGAUUUAGUGGUGUUGGUAAAUCGUCAGUGGCUCUAAAUUACACGCAUAAUAUCAUUCUAACAGAGUUUAAUCAAGCACAUGGUGAUGAAUUUAAAAAGACCAUUCAGAUCAAUGACCACACUAUCUUAUUAGAAAUAUAUGAUACGAGCGAAGAUGAGUUCGUCGCAUUGAGAAAUCAAUACAUAAAACAGGGAGAUGGAUUUGUAUUGAUAUAUUCUAUUACAUCAAAAGAAUCGUUUGAAGUACUCCAACAAAUUUAUGAAGACAUUUACCAAGUUAGAAAGAAAGAAUAUAAUGAACAUAUUCCAAUAAUAAUUGUAUGUAAUAAAAAUGAUUUAGAAGAUGACAGACAAGUAACAAAAGAAGAAGGUAUAAAUUAUGCAGACAGUAUCAACUGUCCUUUUAUUGAAUGCAAUACAAAAACACGAGAAGACAUUAACAGAAUCUUUGAGGUAUUAACAAUAGAUGUGCUUGAACAUAAAGAAUUUAUAACAGAAGAAAAUGAGGCACGCAAAAAACAAAAAGGGUGUUGCGCUGUUUAA
Entamoeba dispar SAW760 is the source of this 582-nucleotide messenger RNA. RefSeq lists its product as uncharacterized. The transcript has a single exon. Bases 1 to 582 code for a protein of 193 amino acids. NCBI's taxonomy places the organism in Eukaryota, Evosea, Mastigamoebida, Endamoebidae. Gene Ontology annotation, biological process: signal transduction. The record is from RefSeq and is a predicted model, not a curated record. Gene Ontology annotation, cellular component: plasma membrane. Gene Ontology annotation, molecular function: GTP binding; GDP binding; GTPase activity.